This is a messenger RNA of Chenopodium quinoa (quinoa), 851 nucleotides long. RefSeq lists its product as uncharacterized. The record is from RefSeq and is a predicted model, not a curated record. Lineage: Eukaryota; Viridiplantae; Streptophyta; Magnoliopsida; Caryophyllales; Amaranthaceae. The transcript has a single exon. The coding region runs from base 165 to 683 and encodes 172 amino acids.
AUAUAAAAAAAAAUGAUGAAGUAACACGUUAACAACCCAACAACAUAUCUUCCAAUUCCAUUUUUUGUCUCUCUCAUUCCACAUUCUUUCACUACCUCUACUCGCUCACUUCUUCUCAAACUAUCUAUCUUCAAGCCUUAAUCCAAACUCUAGAAAAUUAUUAUAUGAUCACAAGAAAUCCACGAAACGCUGUCGUAUCGACUCCAAUGGCGAAAUUACUAGCAACUUCAGUGGCAUUAUUACUGGCAAUUGUCAUCGGAGAAUCACGGGAGCUUCGGCCAUCAGAGCAUGGAUUACCGUACCAGAAUCUUCCAGUGAAGUCACCGGACAUGAUGAUGUUCUUCGGCGAACAAGCCUCUCCGCCGGAGAAAAAGCCGCCUUCACCGGAGAUUCUAGAUAAUUCGAACAAAACGGCGUCGUUGGAUACGUGGUGGAGAGAGACGCCACCGGGUAAGAAAAAGGAGAAUAAAGUAAGAAAUGCGUUGUUAAUUGCAACAGUAGUUUGCGGAGGUACAGGUGUCGUUUUGUUAUUGGCUGCUGCGUUUCUGUUUGCGGUUCAUUUUUAUAGGCAAAGAUUGGAAACAUCGUCGGGUUCAACUAUUGUUGUUGCUAAUAAUAAUGUCAAUCAAUCUGCCUCUGUUUCUGGUAAUGAUACUGGUGCAACUGUUCCCAAUAAUAAGUGAGCUACUGAGCUCAGAUUGUGGAGAUUUUAUUUAUUAAUUUAUUUUAUUUCGAAGUUAUUAAUUUUUUGUGAGAGAUGAAUUAUCGUUGUAUUGUAAGAAUUUUGGUUGAUUUGUCAUGGAAUGAGAUGCACAAAGUUGUUAAUUUGAGUGGUAUUGACUCCUGUAGUA